Molecule: messenger RNA, 1191 nt
Organism: Enhydra lutris kenyoni (northern sea otter)
Lineage: Eukaryota; Metazoa; Chordata; Mammalia; Carnivora; Mustelidae
Product: eukaryotic elongation factor 2 lysine methyltransferase
Exons: 8
Coding region: 1-1023 (340 amino acids)
Source: RefSeq, a predicted model, not a curated record
AUGGCGCCGGAGGAGAGCGCGGAGGCCGCGCGCCUGCUGCCGAGUUUCGAGCGCCGCUUCCUGGCAGCGCGCACACUGCGCUCUUUCCCCUGGCAGAGCCUAGAAGAGAAAUUAAGGGACUCAUCAGGUCCUGAGCUGCUGCUGAAUAUUUUGCAAAAGACUGUGAAACAUCCUCUGUGUGUGAAGCAUCCGCCGUCAGUGAAGUAUGCCCGGUGCUUUCUCUCGGAGCUCAUCAGAAAGCACGAGGCUGUCCACACGGAGCCUUUGGAUGAGCUGUACGAGGCGUUGGCAGAGGUCCUGAUGGCCGAGGAGCCCACCCAGUCCCACCGGAGCUAUCUGCUGCCUUCCGGAGACUCAGUCACACUCUCUGAGAGCACAGCCAUCAUUUCCCAUGGCACCACCGGCCUGGUCACGUGGGACGCCGCACUCUACCUUGCAGAAUGGGCCAUAGAAAACCCGGCUGCCUUUGCUCACAGGAUUGUCUUAGAGCUCGGCAGUGGAGCUGGCCUCACGGGCCUGGCCAUUUGCAAGACAUGCUGUCCCAGCACAUACAUCUUCAGCGACUGUCACACCUGUGUCCUUGAGCAGCUCCGAAGAAACAUCCUUCUCAAUGGCCUCUCAUUGGAACCAGAUACCACUGAUCCUGCAAGGCACCCAGAACAUAAUGCCUAUAACUCAGAGAGCCCCAGGGUGACGGUGGCCCAUUUGGACUGGGACGUUGUGACAGCCCCUGAGCUCGCUGCCUUCCAGCCAGACGUAAUCAUAGCAGCAGAUGUGCUGUAUUGCCCAGAAACUGUCCUCUCCCUGGUCAGAGUCCUACAGAGGCUCUCUGCUUGCCUGAAGAACCAGCAGGCUCCUGAGGCCUACAUUGCCUUCACCAUCCGCAACCCAGAGACCUGCCAGCUGUUCACGAGCGAGCUGGGCCGGGCUGGGAUCCCAUGGGAAGCAGUGCCUCAUCACAACCAGAAGCUGUUUCCCUACGAAGAGCACUCAGACAUGAAAAUUUUGAAAUUAAUGCUGUAGGUUUACAAACAUUUUUAAAGAUUAACAUGAAAAUUAAAUCACCAUCCUGGAAAGAAUUUUCAUGUGGCAAAGCUGAUAAAAUUUUCACUGGACUUAAAUGCUUGAAGAAUGUUAAAUUCAGAAUCAGGACUGCAAACUGUGUUCUAAUAAAAUAUAAACUACCUAAGU